AUGUUGCCCACCACCUCAUCAAAAGGGCGUACGACGUCUCAUCAUGUUCGACCUAAUCCUGCUCUCCCUCAGUACCUCCGCAGAAUUGUCAAGUGGCAACAAAUGGAUAUUGAAUACACUUUCUGGCAAAUGCUUCACCUAUGCACGUCGCCUAAAGUGGUCUAUCAGCAUACCAAGUACCACAAACAAACUAAGAACCAGUGGGCACGUGAUGAUCCUGCCUUUGUCGUAAUCUGCACUCUUCUUUUGGCAGUAACUUCUUUAGCUUAUUGUGCUGCGUAUGAUCACAGUGUCGGACAUUCUGUUUUUGUAGUUAUCUCAGUAUUGCUUUUCCAUUUUUUAGUAACCGGAGCAGUUUUGGCUACAGUUUGUUGGUUCCUGACAAACACUUAUCUCCGAGAGGAAGCUCCAAACAGUCAUGUGGUGGAGCAAAGAGUAGAAUGGCUGUAUGCAUUUGAUGUACAUUGCAACUCCUUCUUCCCCAUGUUUGUUGUGUUGUAUGUCAUUCAUUAUUUUCUAUCACCUCUUCUGGUGGCUCAUGGUUUCAUUCCUGUUUUGCUAUCAAAUCUGCUCUUUAUGGUGGCUGCUUCCUACUAUCAUUACCUCAACUUCUUAGGUUAUGAUGUACUACCCUUUUUAGAAAGGACUACUUUCUUCCUGUAUCCAAUCGGCAUUGUCAUCAUCCUUUCACCUAUCUUGAUUCUAAGUGGCUUCAAUCCAACAAGAUACUUCAUGAGCAUAUAUUUCAGUCGUUCGUUAUGAUUUACUCUGGCUAACGCUUCAGAUACCACAUAUGAUGAUGAAGGAAGACAUUGCUAAUGAACAUGAGAUGAUAUCUAUCAAUGCAUUAUUGGUCAUUACAUGUAAAAAUGAGGGCCGGAACAUCACUUGAAGGAGCUUCGGUUGUUUUCUGUGCUCGCCUUUUACUACUGUGGCUGAAGUUUUGGUCCCGUCUAAAAUUGGGGCCUGACAUUUCCUUCCGUGCCUCACAAAUCGACAACUGAAUGUGUUCAAUGUAAUGAUGUUGCUCCUUGUUGAUCUUCUUUUAUAUUGUUUCUUUCUCAUUUUUCUAAUUCCCUGGACUGGACUUGCACAAAGAGCUAGUUAUUUCAGUGAUCACUCGGUAGGGAAUAAAUACCGGACAAAUGAGUCUGUUUGUCGCUUUCUUUUUUUUUUUU
This is a messenger RNA of Ilex paraguariensis (yerba mate), 1178 nucleotides long. Lineage: Eukaryota; Viridiplantae; Streptophyta; Magnoliopsida; Aquifoliales; Aquifoliaceae. The record is from the annotation of a GenBank genome assembly.